AUGGACGCUUCACCUUUUCCAGACCAAGCCGAGGAGCUGGACGCCAUCAGCUUAUCCUUUCAAGCCAUCUUCGACCGGCUCCUACAGACAACUCAAAGUGUUAGCAAAGACCCUAUCAUACGAUUGGCUGGUCCGGUAGAAAUCCCCAGACUGAGAGAGAUAAGCACUCCAGGGGUAUCUCAUCCAGUAGGAGACGCAAUAGAAGAUGCGUUCACCAUAUCCGACUUUCGCUUUCGAAUGAAUCACCCUCGGACGUUUGCCUUUGUUCCAGCUCCUGUCUCUCCCCUAUCGUGGAUAGGAGAUUGUCUAACGAGCGCUUUCAAUUCUUUCGCUGGAUCGGCUCUUCAAGGCCCAGGUGUGGCUAUCGUUGAGCAGACAUUACUGCAGUGGCUCGCCUCCAAGGUUGGUCUUCCGGGCACUGCUGGAGGUGUCUUUGUGUCGGGCGGGUCUAUGGCCAAUAUGAGUGGUAUGGUGUUGGCGAGAGAGAGGAUCUUAGAAGAAGGAACCGAAAGCUUGGGAAUUGCGUAUCUUUCUGAUCAAACACACCACUCAGUGAUGAAAGCCCUUCGCAUAAUAGGCAUCAAGAGCAGCCAGAUACGUGUCAUACCAACAAACGCUCUCCAAAUGGAUGUGACUGCACUCAGAAAUACCAUCAAAGCAGACCGCGAAGCAAAUCUCAAACCAUUCGUCAUCGUGGGAACAUGUGGGACGACAAAUACGGGCAGUAUCGAUCCGUUGGAGGCACUGGCUCAGAUCCGGGAUGAUGAAAAGAUAUGGCUUCACGUUGAUGGGGCCUUUGGUGCAUCUGCUGCCCUCGGUACUACGAGAAGUGCAGUCACCAGAGGGCUUGGGCUUGCAGACAGUAUUUCUUGGGAUGCACAUAAGUGGCUUUUCCAAACCUAUAGCUGCAGUCUGAUCUUGGUGAGGAAUAAGAUGGAUCUUGCAAAGGUUUAUGCUAAUGACGGGGACUAUCUGCGUGAUGCUCUUGAGCACGAAGAGAUCCCCGACUUUUGGAACUUCGGCAUGGAACUUACCCGCCCUUCGCGCGCUCUGAAGCUUUGGUUCACAUUGCGAGUUCUCGGUGUGGAACGUAUUGGAAAGAUGGUUGAUCACGGGUUCGAUCUCGCCGAGACUGCCGAAGCUGAGGUUAGAAAGCUACCUGACUGGGAAGUAAUCAGCCCAGCGAGCAUGGCUAUCGUCACAUUUCGAUACGCUCCUGCGAAAAAGACUGAGGAAGAGUUGGAUACUCUCAACGCAGCCAUCUCAAAGUAUAUUCUGGAUAAUAACAUUGCAGGACUUCUGACCACAAAGGUGCGAGGCAGAGUUGUUCUCAGGAUCUGCUCAAUCAGCCCUGUGUUGAGAAAAGAAGAGAUGGUGGAUGUUAUUGCACAAGUCAGCCAAGCUGCAAAGGCUAUUGCAUACAGCAGAGAUAUGGUAUAA
Molecule: messenger RNA, 1440 nt
Organism: Fusarium poae
Lineage: Eukaryota; Fungi; Ascomycota; Sordariomycetes; Hypocreales; Nectriaceae
Exons: 1
Coding region: 1-1440 (479 amino acids)
Biological process (GO): amino acid metabolic process
Molecular function (GO): pyridoxal phosphate binding; carboxy-lyase activity
Source: RefSeq, a predicted model, not a curated record